Molecule: messenger RNA, 2460 nt
Organism: Giardia duodenalis
Lineage: Eukaryota; Fornicata; Diplomonadida; Hexamitidae
Exons: 1
Coding region: 1-2460 (819 amino acids)
Source: RefSeq, a predicted model, not a curated record
AUGUCUCAAAUCGAGGUUCCUCCACGCUCCUUACUCUGCAAGCAUUUUGCAACCGAGGGCUCCCCUGAUGUCUUCGACACAGCAGUCCAAACACUCUACACGCGUUUCUUCAACUCCAUGCGCAAGAUUGUUGCUGCCACAACCGGUCAAUCUCAUUUGGCUGCCCCUAAAAUGUGCACUAGAGACACACAAACGUAUUCGUUUAAGAACGCUAUAGUACAAACCAAGCGAGAGGCCUUCACUCAGCCACAGAGAAGCACCCUACUAAAUUCUGACAAAACGCCGGGAGAAUACACUAUGAUCGGUCGGUCCGACCGUUACGAAACAUCUGAGAAGUAUCUACGGCGCAGAGACGCGGCCAUCAUUCUUAUACAAGCGUGUUGGCGACGGUACAAGGCUAUGUGCCGGGCAGAUUCUAUCCGUGUUGAGCGCGCUACGGUGCAGCAACAGCAGCAGGAGCUUGAAAAUCAAACUGCCAUAACUCGCGAGAAAGAGCGACAAUUUCAACUGAACCGUCGCAUCUGUCCUCGCACUUCUGAGGACUUUCAACUCCUGUACGAUGAGGUGGCUGUUUGGGUUCGUCAGCAGACCUUUUCGAUCAAGGAAGCAAAUCUUCCUCCAGAGGCAAAACAGGCAAGCUUUGAGCUACUGCUAGAGAAGGAGACACGCCUUUUGCAGAAUAUCGAUCUACUGAAGCGUCAAGCCCAUUACUUAAACCGUUCUGACAGGGUCGGCCAGUUUUUCCACCGAAUAUCUAAGCCGCGAAAGUGGCAAAUAUCUGACGGAAGUUUUGUCGAUGUGAUGACACCGUACAGUCUCAGAGCUGCUUCUUUGCGUGACCUAUAUUAUGCCCUGGAAGAGUCUUCCUGCUUUGUUGGGCCGAAUGCGGAUACUAUCAACUCUUGCGCAGGAUACACAGUGACACCAUCGUCAAUCAGCAACUAUCGAAAGACCAUAGCAAGCAAAUUCGAGGGCUCCAUGAUUGAUCAGCGGCUGGACGUGCUUCUACAAGUUAAGUGGUGCCUAAAGGAGUUUGAUUGUGACCUAACCAGAGAAGCCAUUUCACUAAUAGAUAGGGAAGCCGAUCUGCUAAGUAGAGGACGCUCUCAGACAAGUCUCGGAGGGCUCCGCAGGCGCCUUCUUGCUCUCUUUCUUCAGUUUGCAGAGACACCGGAAUUUAAUCCAGGGACACUAGAGCUCAUCUCAGACGAGGCGGACUUGGUUUAUAGGCCUAACACCUUGCCAAUCAUAGACUUUAGAUCACUCAGUCCUUUGCAUCGUGAAAAGCUUGCCCGUAUCAAAAUGAGCAGACAACGCAUGAAGCAGCUGAGCUCCGUGGAUGAAGCCAGAGAGAAGAUGCAACUCGUUGGCCGCGUCCCUACAGAGCCUGGAGCUGCUGACACUGCAUAUAAAGACUUAUCCCACGUGGGGAAGUACGCCAGGCAAGACUCCGAUACAGGCAGGUCGCCCAUUUGCACUGAUAGACCUGACGGCGCUGGCGAUAGCGACAGUGACCUCUUCAAUCCAAACAUCGACCGGACCAACUUACGAUUGGUUCACCUCAAUUCUCCUUUGCGGAAGAAGUACCGUGGAAUGUAUGUGGACGAGGACACAUUUUGUGACUUUCCUGGAAUAGGGAUCCCACUGGUUUCUGAGGAGGCUUUUAUCAACGAUGGUAUAAACUACGUGAUAGAAUACGUGGAUACAAAUACAGAUGCAAUGAAGAUAUUUGAUGAGAACUACUAUGGGGUAGGUCAAUCCCCAGCAGGAGAGCAGGGCACUGUUUUGCCAUCAACAUUAGCACCAAACCAAGCAUUAGCAGAGCAAAGUACUAUUUUAGAAGGAGAAGAGGGGUAUGAAGAGAAUUUAGAUCAUGAUUUGAUUAACGAUAGUGGCUCGAGCGACAGAUAUGGCCAGGGUCCCAACUUUGAGCCAGAAACAGUUGCGGUGAUCGCACAUCACCUUCACGGAGAUGACCCAGAUAUUUUGGGUCACGUUAUUGCUCAAUCUGGGGAGGAGGCCGUUACUCCUCAGGAUGAACGGAAGGAUCUAGAUGAAUCCCUAAAGGUGGGUCACGUGGACAUGGACGAUGCUCCGAUACGAGAGAUAGAAGAGCAGGAUAUGGAAAGCAUAGAAGAUGAUGAAGAUAUGCUACUUGAGGAUAUCGAUAACGAGGCAGAUAUGAAUGGUGCGCGUGGAGUCACUAAUGAGGGUUUUCGCAAUGUAGACAAUCUAAAUCUAGUUGAAAGUAUUGAAAACGCAGGACAUGUGAUUGAUUCUCGCGUGAACUUUGAGGAACUUCGAGAGCACAGCGACCCAGGAGGCAGCAAUAGCGAUCCCGGAGUCGUGCUUAGCGAGGAACUUCCAGAAAACCAGGAGCUAAGGCCUGAAGGGCAUCUAAAUGAAAAGAUCGAUGAAGAAAACCGAGACGAUGACUUCUUGGAGGACGAGAUGGAGUAA